This is a messenger RNA of Loxodonta africana (African savanna elephant), 1871 nucleotides long. RefSeq names its product kinesin light chain 3 (gene KLC3). Bases 270 to 1871 code for a protein of 533 amino acids. Gene Ontology annotation, cellular component: kinesin complex; cytoplasm. Gene Ontology annotation, biological process: microtubule-based movement. The transcript has 12 exons. Gene Ontology annotation, molecular function: kinesin binding. The record is from RefSeq and is a predicted model, not a curated record. NCBI's taxonomy places the organism in Eukaryota, Metazoa, Chordata, Mammalia, Proboscidea, Elephantidae.
GCGUGGCGGCAAGGGACUGGCUGGGAUGAGCAGGGCAUGGAGGCAGAGGGAUAGCUGGGAUGGGGAGAGGUUGGGCCAGGGAGGUUCUGCUGGUGGGAUGGGCGUGGAGCCCGGGAGCUGGCCGGGAUAGGCAGGCAGGGUGAGGAGGCAGGAGGCUGGCUGGGUUAGGGAGAGGACGUGAUGGUGGGGCAAAGUCCUGCCGGUUGAGAUGGGCGUGGAGGCAGGGGGCUGGCCAGGAUGGGGGGAGGUUGGAGGCGGGGGGGGUCCUGAUGGCUGGGACAGGUGUGGAGACAGGGGGCCUUCCUGGCCUUGGCACUGACUCCCCAAUCUCGGCAGCCCCAGGAGCAGCCAUGUCAGUGGAGGUGGCGGUCCCCGCCGGCGACAUGGGGCUGGGCCCGGAGCGCCUGAAUCCUGAAGAGCUGGUGCAGCAGACGCGGCAGGUGGUGCAGGGGCUGGAGGCGCUGCGAGCCGAGCACCGUGGCCUGGCUGGGCACCUGGCUGAGGCUCUGGCAGGGCAGGGCCCGGCGGCCGGCUUGGAGCUGCUGGAAGAAAAGCACCAGGUGGUGUGCCACUCGCUGGAGGCCAUUGAACUGGGACUGGGCGAGGCACAGGUGCUGCUGGCACUGUCGGCACGUGUGGGCGCGCUGGAGGCCGAGAAACAGCGGCUGCGGGCGCAGGCCCGGAGGCUGGCCCAGGAGAACGCAUGGCUGCGGGAGGAGCUGGAGGAGACGCAGCGGCGCCUUCGGGCCAGUGAGGAGGCUGUGGCCCAGCUAGAGGAGGAGAAGAGCCACCUCGAGUUCCUGGGGCAACUGCGGCAGUAUGACCCACCCUCGGAGAGCCAGCAGCCCGAGUCCCCACCUCGCCGAGACAGCCUGGCCUCACUAUUUCCCAGUGAGGAGGAGGAGAAGAAAGGUCCCGAGGCAGCAGGGGCGGCAGCAGCCCAGCAGGGUGGCUAUGAGAUUCCGGCUCGCCUCCGGACCCUGCACAACCUCGUGAUCCAGUAUGCGGGGCAGGGCCGCUACGAGGUAGCUGUGCCACUGUGCCGCCAGGCCCUGGAAGACCUGGAGCGGAGCUCGGGCCACUGCCACCCAGACGUGGCCACCAUGCUCAACAUCCUGGCGCUGGUGUACCGGGACCAGAACAAGUAUAAGGAAGCCACAGACCUUCUCCAUGAUGCCCUACAAAUCCGGGAGCAGACACUGGGCCCUGAGCACCCAGCGGUGGCUGCCACCCUCAACAACUUGGCAGUCCUCUAUGGGAAGCGCGGGCGCUACCGGGAGGCGGAGCCCCUAUGCCAGAGAGCCCUGGAGAUCCGGGAGAAGGUCCUGGGCACCGACCACCCAGAUGUGGCCAAGCAGCUGAACAACCUGGCCCUGCUCUGCCAGAACCAGGGCAAGUUUGAGGAGGUGGAGCAGCACUACGCCCGGGCCCUGAGCAUCUAUGAGGCCCUGGGCGGGCCCCAUGACCCCAACGUGGCCAAGACCAAGAACAACCUGGCCUCAGCCUACCUGAAACAGAAUAAGUACCAGCAAGCGGAAGAACUGUACAAAGAAAUCCUCAGCCGGGAGGACCUGCCCGCCCCUCUCGGAGCCCCCAGUACAGGCAGAGCUGAAGAUGCGGACCAACAAGCCCUUCGUCGGAGCAGCUCUUUCUCCAAACUCCGGGAGUCCAUCCGGCGGGGAAGCGAGAAGCUGGUCUCCCGGCUCCGAGGCGAGGGGGUGGCGGGAGCAGCUGGGAUGAAGAGAGCCGUGUCACUCAACAUGCUGAAUGUGGAUGGCCCAAGGACUGCAGGGACUCAAUUCCCCAACCGGCACCUGAGUGAGGCCCAGCGGACCCUCAGCGCCAGCACCCAGGACCUAGGCCCUCGCUAA